GACUCUCCCUUCUUCUUUUUCUGUAAGAUUUCUCUGCAUUCAUAGACAUUAUUUAUUUAUUUAAAACUACUGCUAUGUGAAAAGUUUUAACGACGCCGUCUUUGUAGAAUCUUUGUAGAAUCUCCUGCUACUUGUUUUCUCAUUUAUGCGUAAAGAUGGCAACUGUUACGCUUAGCUUCCCAUCCAUGGUUAAAGCUGCAACCCAGAAUCGCUUGUCAAACGCCAUUAUCAAGAGUUCAUCCUCGCUUGGAUCAGUAAAGAGUAUUUCCAAGUCUUUUGGGCUGAGAUGUUCUCCCAAUUUCAGAGCAUCAAUGGCGGUAUACAAGAUUAAGCUGGUUGGACCGGAUGGUGAGGAGAGUGAGUUUGAAGCCCCUGAUGACACCUAUAUUCUAGAUGCUGCUGAGAGUGCAGGAGUUGAUCUGCCGUAUUCUUGUAGAGCUGGGGCUUGCUCAACCUGUGCAGGGCAAUUGGUGUCAGGCACAGUUGAUCAGUCUGAUGGUUCCUUCCUUGAUGAAGAUCAAAUGAAGCAGGGUUAUCUGCUGACGUGCGUUUCGUACCCAACUGCAGACUGUGUGAUUCACACCCACAAGGAAGGUGACCUUUACUGAGUGUUAUUGCCGUGAGAAACAAGUCGUUCUUUCCCUUAAAUUGUCUAGAAUCAUCAUAAUCAUCAUAUAGUAGGGAUUGUGAUGGACGUUUAGUUGGUUUUUUUUGUUUGGUGGUUGUCCUAGGGGAAAUUCAAUCAUCAAGAACAGAAGAUGCAAAACUAUUGUGGGAUGAAGGCAAAUAAAUCUCAUCUACUCGAAA
Molecule: messenger RNA, 807 nt
Organism: Mangifera indica (mango)
Lineage: Eukaryota; Viridiplantae; Streptophyta; Magnoliopsida; Sapindales; Anacardiaceae
Product: ferredoxin, root R-B2
Exons: 2
Coding region: 156-608 (150 amino acids)
Biological process (GO): electron transport chain
Cellular component (GO): plastid
Molecular function (GO): electron transfer activity; 2 iron, 2 sulfur cluster binding
Source: RefSeq, a predicted model, not a curated record